Messenger RNA from Fusarium keratoplasticum, 576 nucleotides. RefSeq lists its product as uncharacterized. Gene Ontology annotation, molecular function: hydrolase activity, acting on glycosyl bonds. Lineage: Eukaryota; Fungi; Ascomycota; Sordariomycetes; Hypocreales; Nectriaceae. The transcript has 2 exons. Bases 1 to 576 code for a protein of 191 amino acids. The record is from RefSeq and is a predicted model, not a curated record.
AUGAAGGUCUUUCCGCUCCUCCUGACGGUCAUCACAUUCCUUCUUUGCACGGGUGCGGUCCCUUGCACCCCCGAGAAAAAGCCUGGAAAGUGCCCCAAUCUCGUUCGAAAUGCAUCCUUUGGUGGCAAAGGCAACAAGCCAUGGCGCUACCUCGAUAAGGGCGCGAGCCCCUUGAAGAGCCACAUAUUGAAAGAAUGGGGCAAGACCGGUUACACUUCUCUCGUCUUUGACAUCACCAGAACCAACCAACGCCCUCAGGCUUACCAGAGCGUCCUAGGCGUUCACCCGGAUAAGAACUAUAACGUCAAGUACUCGUACAAGGUGAUGAAUGGCGCACCUAAGCCAGGCGAUGAGUGCAAACUCAAAGUGCAGGUCGGCCAGGACUUUAGGGAGGACGCUAUUGAGGGGGCAUUCAUCAAAGGGAACUGGACGGAGGUGGGUUUCAAGUUCAAGGCAACGAGCAUCGAGCCCACCAUACAAUUGUCAGCUCGCUGCGAGAAAAGCACCGAGAAUGGUGUGCAAAUAGCUGUUGACGACAUCAUCUUACGCGAGGUGACAACGGACUGUCCACCUUGA